AUGAAGGGAUUACUAUUGCACUGCGGGCUUCAACUGUUGGUGAAUAGUAUCCUUGCGGCCGCAGGACCUACGGCCGUGGAUGCAGCAAAUAAUGUCACUUAUAGGGGUCUCGACCGCAAUGGAAUUGAGGCAUUCUUGAACAUCCCCUAUGGACAGGACACAGGUGGCAGCGAGAUCAUCGCACAGUCAUUUGGGCCCUCCUGCCCCCAGCCGCUUGGUGAUGAGCUGGGCGUGCCGCUUGUUCUCGGCAACGUUACGGACACCUCGGAAGACUGCCUCAAUCUGAAUAUAGCGAGACCGAAAGGGACUCUUUCCGGGGACAACCUACCUGUCAUGGUCUGGAUCCACGGCGGGAGCUUCUGGUCGGGCCAGAACAGCGAGAUCACGGUGGCGCCCGACGGCUUAAUCCUGGAGUCUGUCGAGAAUGAACUGCCCAUCGUCCACGUGGCUUUGAACUACCGCCUAGGUGUCUUCGGCUUCGCACGGUCUGCGGCGCUCGAGUCUGAGGGCUCAGAGAAUGCUGGACUGAGGGACCAGAGACUUGCGAUCGAGUGGGUGCGAGACAACAUAGAGCACUUCGGGGGCGACCCCGACAAGAUCACCAUCGCUGGGCAGUCAACCGGAGGAUUGGCUGUGGGAAUGCAGCUUAUGGCAUACGGAGGCAGCAGGCCAAUAGCUUUCCAACAGGCGAUCUGCGAAAGCCAGACUCUCGAGCCUGGCAUCACCGGGAACUUCACGACCGACGCCAUGCAGCUCCUUGUGGACCACCUGGACUGCAACACCACAAGCCUCGACUCCGAACAGACUGUGACUUGCCUGAGGGGCUUCGACAAAGACACCCUCAUGGACGCCUCCUUAGCCACAUACAUCGGCGACACAGCCCACAACAUUGGCGACAUUUGGCUCCCAGCCGUCGACGGCGACUUCCUACCCGCCGCCCCGUCCGAGCUCAUAAGAGAGGGCAGAUUCGCCAACGUGACGACCAUGAUAGGCUGGACAGAGGACGACGUCUCAUACCUCACCGAGCCAAGCAUCGAGACGGCCAACGACACGCGGGACUUCUUCCUCUCCUACGCGCCCGGCUUGACGCCCACCAACGUGGACACGCUGCUCUCGCUGUACCCGGUGUCCGACUUCCAGGCCAACGCCGCGGCGGACCUCUCGGCCGAGUUCUACCGCGCCGCCAGGAUCUUCCGCGACAUCCUCAUGACAUGCCCACCGCUGUGGUAUGGCGCACACAUAGCCACCGGUGGCAGCCAAGUCUACCACUACGCCUGGAACCAGUCGCUCCUGGAUCCGAUCCUGGGUUACGUGGGCUACCCGGGAAUGGGUAUCGUGCACACCUCCGAGCUAGGCUUCGUCUUCGGAAACCUGUCGCACUAUGACGUGCAUGGCUACCCAUUUUCACCAGGCGAGUCUGACCACGCCCUGCUCCGACGGGGCUCAAGGUCGUGGUCCUCCUUCGUGAGCACGGGAAGGCCCAGCGUGGAGGGUCGCGAGACGUUUCAGGGUUUCGGCUCCGCGUUCGAGGAGCCCGGCCAGGCGUACAUCUUUGUAGCCGGCGGGCCGGACGAGGGCCUCUCAGCUGUUGAUGGGCCCGGGGCGUCGGCGGCGCUGGCGGGCCAGAGGUUGAGGGAGCGGUGCGAGUUUAUUACCUCAUCGGAAAUGAUUGAGCAGUUGAGGUUUUAG
Molecule: messenger RNA, 1689 nt
Organism: Diaporthe citri
Lineage: Eukaryota; Fungi; Ascomycota; Sordariomycetes; Diaporthales; Diaporthaceae
Exons: 3
Coding region: 1-1689 (562 amino acids)
Source: RefSeq, a predicted model, not a curated record